Strongylocentrotus purpuratus (purple sea urchin) is the source of this 1047-nucleotide messenger RNA. Its product is annotated as lysoplasmalogenase-like protein TMEM86A. Lineage: Eukaryota; Metazoa; Echinodermata; Echinoidea; Camarodonta; Strongylocentrotidae. The record is from RefSeq and is a predicted model, not a curated record. Bases 272 to 943 code for a protein of 223 amino acids. The transcript is spliced from 2 exons. Gene Ontology annotation, cellular component: membrane.
AAGCUGACGGAGAUCAAUACGACAAUAUAGGCAUAGCUAUAGAUUAUCAUUGAGCACGGCAGCCGCACGACAGCUCAAUAGUUCGGUGUUGUUUGCACUUUGGUCCAGUUGUGUUUGUUUCUACAUGUAUUAUCUAUAGCCGCCAAAUUGAAACAAGCCCAAUCUCAAACUUUUCUCAAAGGCGGUAGUUCAAACUGAAGCAAACUUUAAGAGUAAUUCAUUACAAUUAGAUGACCUAGAGGACGAUAGACGUGAUUCUUACUCUACAGAUAUGACAAAUUUCGUUAGUCUCAGAGUUCUUCUCUUCGUCAUCCUUUCCUUCAUCUAUGUCGUGUUCAAGCCGGAACCAUCAUGGUUCGCCAUCUUUCUUAAAACUCUCCCCGUCAUAUACCUCUGUGCUCUUGUCGUCGAUACGAUCCUUGGUUCGAAGCUCAAAUUCGUUUCCCAGUACGACGCCUCAGUCCUUGCUGGGUUGGUUCUAUCGGGCUUCGGCGAUGCGGCCCUCGUCAACGCUGCUGAUGACAAGCGCUUCUUCAUCCUCGGCCUUCUCCUCUUCGCUCUGGCUCAUGCAAGCUACAUCUACGCUUUCGGCUUGAAGCCUUUCAACAUCAAGCUCUUCACUCUCUUUGCGAUCCUUGGGUGCGGAAUACAUAGUCUAUUGCACUCCGGUAUGGCUAGGAAUGGACUAGCUAGUCUAGGUGGUCUCUACAAUAUCCUGAUCAUGACAAUGGGCUGGAGAGCGCUUGCGCGACAAACUCCCCCCGGAAACCAGACCGCUAGGACCUGGUCUGCAGUGGGUGCGAUACUGUUCGUCAUCUCAGACUUUGUUUUAGGACUAAAUAAAUUCCGCGCACCAAUACCGUAUGCUCAGACGAUCAUCAUGGUGAACUACUACGCAGGGCAACUUGGUAUUGCUCUCUCUGUCUUCGGACGUGCCAAUUAAUUCUGAAGAGGAAAUAAUUUACUUACUUAAGGUCACUUAAAGAUGAAGUUGAGUUCUGGUCAUGCGAUUGCAUUGUGAAAGAAACGGUGUGGAACCGACCAGAA